Messenger RNA from Penicillium subrubescens, 2073 nucleotides. RefSeq lists its product as uncharacterized. NCBI's taxonomy places the organism in Eukaryota, Fungi, Ascomycota, Eurotiomycetes, Eurotiales, Aspergillaceae. Gene Ontology annotation, biological process: poly(A)+ mRNA export from nucleus. The transcript has 3 exons. Gene Ontology annotation, molecular function: RNA binding; protein binding. Bases 1 to 2073 code for a protein of 690 amino acids. Gene Ontology annotation, cellular component: nucleus. The record is from RefSeq and is a predicted model, not a curated record.
AUGAAGACCAUGAAGUCCCGCCGCUCAGGUGGUGACCGCGGGGGCAUUCGCAAGCGGGGCCCGAUUCGCACCGACCGAGAUGGUGACAUGGACAUGGAUGCCCCCGGCGGUCGGGGAGGCAAGAGGGGUGGUCGUGGUGGCCCUGGUCGUCCGACUGGGUCUGGUUCAGGCUCUGGCGCUGGAGUUGGUCGUCCCGCUCGCUCUGGCGGUGAUCGUCCCCAGGCACGCGACAAGACUCUGGAGGCGAUCCAGAAAGCAAUCUCGAAUACUCGGGAUUCCCAAGUCAGCAUCCGCCAGGGAAAGAACGCCGCGCCAAGCAACCUGGAGCUGUUCAGCGUUCUUGGCUGGAAGGAGAGCAAGGUCUCAUCCCAUCGCGAUGGGGGCGUCGAAAACCUUAUCGCAUUUCUCGAGAGACGGAUGAACGCCCAUUCCAAAUCUGGACCCCGCGCUAGAAUCACAAAGUCGCGCGUCGAAGGCGACUCUCUCGUGGUGUUCGUCCGCCCCGACUUGUCGGACAGGAUGCUUCGGCUUCAUGACAGUCUUUUCGCGGGUGUUCACCUCGUCGUGGAGCCCUACGACCCCUCUUCAAGUGCCGUUCUUGAUCGCGAAUUGGGCACUGCCACCGGCACCUCCCCUUCUACCGCGGACACCAAGUCCAAGAUGACGUUGAUCCUGUCCAAGCGUUACUAUCCGGAUACCAAACUCCUCGACCUCUCCAAACUCUCAGCCGACCCAGAUCUGGUGGCCAUGGGCAUUUUCAACCAGACUUCGACCGAGUCCAAGUUCUUCCCUGCUUUGAUGAAGGUUUGGGAAAUGGGAUUCACCAACGCAGCUCAGCGACGAGAGGCCGUGGAGAGCGUCAGUCUGGCUCACAAUUCCCUCACAAACGUCACGGCGGUGACCACUCUCUCCCAGACCUUCCCGGAUAUCAAGAACCUGGACCUAUCCCACAACAAUCUCAAGGAUUACCGGUCGAUAAACGCAUGGCGCUGGAAAUUCCGCAACCUCGAAUUCCUUGAUCUGACCGAAAACCCGUUCAGUGCUGAGCCAAACUUCAAAGAAACAAUGAUGAAGUGGUAUCCAAAGUUACAGACCUUGAACAAUGUUAUUGUUCGCACUGCAGAGGAGAUUGCGGCUCAAAAGAAGACGCCCAUUCCUGUCCAAGCACCCCACUUCCAGGACGAUGGCCAGAUCGCGGAGAACUUCAUUCGUGCCUUCUUCACUCGCUACGACAACAGUCGGGACGAACUCGUCAAGAGCGUCUACGACUCUCAAUCAGAAUUCACCCUGAACGUCAACACCUCCGCUCCCAAGGCUCAGCAGACUGAAUCUGCAGGCUGGGACCCAUACAUCAAGAAGAGCCGAAAUCUCCUCAAAAUCAACCACCUUCCUGCGCGCAUGUCGCGUGCCUACACUGGUGCGGAUAAGAUUCUCGAACUAUGGAAGAGUCUCCCGCAAACCCGGCACCCUGAUAUGUCCGCACACCCAGAGGAGUAUUUGGUUGAGUGCCAUCCAGUCCCCGGACUCCCCGACCCCACUGGACAAAGCCCUACUGGUGUAGGUGGUCUCAUGAUCAUGGUCCACGGAAAGUUCGAAGAAAGCGUCGGCGGCAAGGUCGAGACACGCAGUUUCGAUCGAACCUUCAUCAUUGGCCCCGGUGGUGGCAUGGGCGGCAUCCGAGUCAUCAAUGACAUUUUGUGCCUUCGAGCCUACGGCGGCCAUGAGGCUUGGAGCCCGGAGAACCAGGCUAUUCCUUACGCCACGGCUCCUGUCGCUCCCGUUGCCGGUGCUGCACCCGUCGCUGUCCCUGCACCUGCAGCCGCGGUGCCCGCGCCCGUCGCCCAGCCUGGUAUCCCGCAAGGAUACGGUGCCCCUGCUCCUGGAAAAACGGACGCCCAGGUCCAACAGGAGCUGUUGGUGGCACAGAUGAGUGCCAAGUCGGGCAUGACUCUCCAGUUUUCGGAGAUGGCCCUGUCUGGCAAUGGCUGGAACCUGGAUGCUGCUUGGAAGAAUUUCGAAGAGCUCAAGGCAUCGGGGUCGCUUCCUGCCACCGCUUUCCUCUCUCCGGCCUAG